CUCUCUCUCUGUGUGCCUGUUCUGUCUCACUCUCCCUUUUCCGCUUGUGUGAACAGGAUUGUGGAGAUCACCUUUAUUACAGCUAUCACCCUGCUGUUCCAGGGUCAGGUGAUUUUUUUUUUUCACAUGCGUGUGGCAAGUUGUGACUUUGUGAAGUGACCAUGACCCAAAGCACCGAAAUCGUCAACCUCUCUUUUUUGUCAGACAGUGAGAGAGACCUAAUUUUGCAGGUACUUCAGAGAGAUGAGGAACUCCGAAAAGCAGAAGAGAGACGAAUUAGGCGCUUGAAGGUUGAACUUCAAGAUAUACGUAGAAAAGGGGCAAAAAGGGGGAGCCAGCGCUAUAGUGAUCGGACCUGUGGCCGCUGUCAGCAGAACGUGGCCCGAGCUGUCCCCAGGGCCAAUGUUUGUCGGAGCUGCAACCACCUGGUUUGUAAAGACUGCCGAAUGGAUUCUGCCAGCGGAGGCUGGAAGUGCAAUGUCUGCUUAAAAGAAGCGGAACUUAAAAAGUCAACAGGAGAUUGGUUUUAUGACCAAAGAGUGAAUCGUUUUGCAAACCGUCUCGGGAGUGAUUUAGUGAGGAUUUCUCUCAGACGGAAACCACCAGGCAACAAAAGAGAGACCACGGCACAAACCAUCUUUGAGCAUUCACAACAGGUCAAUGAACCCAAAGCAAAGAAGAUACCGCGGAGUCCUCAAGAGCGAAAAAAGGCUUCUGGCAUGGUGACCAGUUCUCCAGAUCUCAGGGACCAGAGAAGUGAUACUGAAUCCACAGAGCAGAUGAGUCUGAAUAGUUACAAAAUUGACUCCAAGAAAAGUACUCCAUCCACUUCAAGGAAAAAUUCACUGGAAAAGCCUGGAACCCUACAGGAGCCAAAGAAAACUAGCGGGGCGAAUGUAGCUACCCUGACUGUUCCGGGGCGAUCCCGAGAUCGUCACCAGUCUGACUCUGAAGGAGAGGUCCGUCUAGGAAACCGGAGCGCUGGAUCUGCAGAUGAAAGUGAUGCAUUAUUUAAGAAGAAUCCUCGCAAAGUUUUAAAACCUUCAGAUUACAGUAAAUCUGUGAUAGAUUUGCGUCCCGGAGAGGCUCCACCUGGAGAAAGCACUUUGGUAGAUCGAAGCAAAUCUGUACCUGGGCUUAACGUGGAAACAGAAGAAGAAGAUGAAGAUAUUGAUAACCUGGUGGAAAUUCAUCGCAUGACAACUUCUAGAAGCAGUUUACGCAGUGGGACGUCCACAAGCACGUUGGGAAGCAUGAUGAGCAUCUACAGUGAGGCUGGCGACUUUGGCAACGUGGUCAUAACCGGAGAGAUAAUGUUCUCCCUAAAAUAUGAUGCUAAAGUACAGAUCUUCACCAUUCAUGUGAAAGAAUGCCGGAAUUUGGCCUACGGGGAUGAUAUAAAGAGGAGGUCCAAUCCAUACGUCAAGUCUUAUCUUCUGCCUGACAAAUCUCGCCAAGGAAAACGCAAAACCACAAUUAAACGCAGCACAACAAAUCCUUUGUUUGAUGAAACAUUGCAGUACUCCGUACCUGAAUCUACUCUGCUUAUGAGAACCCUGCAGCUCUCAGUCUGGCACCAUGAUAGAUUUGGGAGAAACACAUUCCUUGGGGAGGUGAACCUUCCCAUGGACUGCUGGAACUUUGACGGUGUGACAGAUGAAUGUCUUCCUCUGCAUGGAAAGGGAAAUGCAGAUCCAAAUUUCUCUAACGACAAAGGGGAAUUGGUCGUCUCUUUGAAGUACAUUCCGCCUUCAAAAGUCUCAAGUGGAAGCGAGAGGAGAAAAACUAAAGGAAGCGAGGGUGGAGAACUUCACGUCUGGAUUAAGGAAGCCAAAAGUUUGACGGCUGUCAAACCAGGAGGAACAUCGGACAGCUUUGUCAAGGGAUACCUGCUACCCCUUCGAAAUAAGAACACAAAAAGAAAGACCCCUAUUGUGAAGAAAACCCUUAAUCCUCAUUAUAAUCACACUAUUGUGUACAGUGGGAUCAAGCCAGAGGAUCUACAAAACAUGUGUCUUGAGCUGAGCGUGUGGGACCGGGAGCCUCUAUCUAGCAACGAGUUCUUAGGGGGAGUGAGACUGAGCAAUGGCAGCGGCUUAUUCAACGGACAACCUGUUGAUUGGAUGGAUUCCACUGGAGAGGAGCUGAAUCUCUGGAAGACUAUGAGACAGUAUCCUGGUUCCUGGGCUGAGGGCACAUUGACACUUCGUCCUACUAUGGCCAGAGUGAACCAGUGAGCACCUGGGACAUACCCGUGGCAUUGUGUUCAUCAAAUUUACAACAAAGGCAGACUUUUAAUAUUUUGCCAUUGAUCUACACAUUUUAGAUCAAUGUACAUUAAUAAUACAGUUGGGAAGAAAAACAUAAAUAUAUAUUUUAUGUCGUUAAACAGAAGUGUACAUAUUUUGUUGUUUUUGUCUGUUUAUUUUUUUUAAUGUGCAUUAUGUGCAAUAAGUCACUGGUUACUAUUACACUAGUUAUUCAUUGAGUGAUAAAAUCCAGAAGGCCAAAAAUAAUCAAGCUAUCACUCAAUGGGUUUAUCAUCUCCCCUUCACAAGUUAGACAAGGAUAUUUGUUUUGUGAAUUUUUAAUUUCCCCUCGUCAUGCCUGCUGCUAAUGAACACCUUGAAAAACAUAAAUUCUCUAGAUAUGGAUCUUCCAGUAGAAGAACAAAAUAUGACGACUUUAUUUAUAUAUAAACUUACAAACCGAAGCCUAUAUUUUUAAUUAAAUCCAGAUUUGCCAUACCUUGAUGCUUUUAACACCUAGUACAAACUAAGAACACAGCAUUUCCAAUACAUUGAUAUGACCCAAUUUAUCAUAUUCUAAUCUAGACCUACGUUCUAUCAUUCGUCCGUUUCCAUUAAUUGCUUUGUUGUGUUGGUUAUCUCCAGCUCACACUGCGAUUACCUGAAUGGACCACAAAGACCUGAUCAGGUUGGGCAAGAUCUUGCAGUCCAGCUGAUGUGCACUGCAUCCUACUGAUUGUCUAAGCAUUAAUGGAACCAUAAUCUACAGUAGUUGGCGUUCCAGCCUUAACCCCAUUUCUGAUGCUUCGUUAAACUCUUGAUGGCGAGUUAAUGGCAGGUUUCUUAUUUAAUGACAGUCCUGACUGGUAAUUUGUAAUAAACUUGUUAUCUAGUCGAGUGACCUGGAGAUGAUAACCUGUUUGGACAUCUAUCUGGCAUUGAAAAUCGCAUGUUUACUUAAAGGAACACUUUAGUGUUAGGAACACAAACCACUAUUCCUAACAUUAUAGUGCUCAAGAAGCUGUUUAGGUUUCCCAGCCCCACUGUGAAAAUAUAGGACACAUCUCUAUUGACUGCCACUAGAGGUGUUACUAGGCAGCAAUGUAAACACUGCCUUUUGUCUGAAAAGGCAGCGUUAACAUUGAAAAGCUUGCAGGGACCGAUUAUAGACCAUAGAACCAGUACAUUACGCUGUAGUGGUUCUGGUGACUAUGGUGUGCUUUAAUUGUUGGGACUAUCUUGUAUUGCCGCGUCCCAACCCCAUAUGUAGGUUCCACACACAAGUCUAUCCUUCUAAUUUGAUGAUAUUUUUAAUGAUCCACCUGCUUAGCUUUUUUUAUAUGCCAUUUAAAUUGGGUUUCAUGCAGAUCAAACCUUGCUCGAUGUGAUUUAAAUAACACUUGAGAACGCCCAACCAUUUAUCUUCCAUACUUCCUCUAUACAAUGUGUGUGCAUGUCGAUUUAACUGAUGUCUUAAGAUAAUGUAUCUGUCUAUGGUAAGACAGACUAGUUUUUGAUUAUUCAGCUUUCAGUGAACUCUCUUUUCAAAAUUGUCAAGGCUCAUGGCUGGUUAAGAAUAAUGGUAUUGGUUGAACAAAAAAUGUUUUUAAGUGCUUUGGUAAUCAAAGUCCUGCUUUAAUAAACAAUAUGGAGGAAUCCAUAACUGUGUGAUGUUCUAGAUUAAAUGAAAAAUAAACACAUGUUUUUUU
This is a messenger RNA of Pelobates fuscus (common spadefoot toad), 3958 nucleotides long. RefSeq names its product synaptotagmin like 4 (gene SYTL4). NCBI's taxonomy places the organism in Eukaryota, Metazoa, Chordata, Amphibia, Anura, Pelobatidae. The transcript is spliced from 17 exons. The record is from RefSeq and is a predicted model, not a curated record. Gene Ontology annotation, cellular component: exocytic vesicle; plasma membrane. The coding region runs from base 162 to 2237 and encodes 691 amino acids. Gene Ontology annotation, molecular function: neurexin family protein binding; small GTPase binding; phospholipid binding. Gene Ontology annotation, biological process: exocytosis; intracellular protein transport.